UCCCCGCCGCCGCCGGCAGCAGCAGCAGCACCACCGCCGCCAUGGGCCCGCGCCGCUCCGCCGCCUCCUCCCGCGGCCGCCUCCUCCUGCCGCUGCUGCUGCUCGGCGUCUCUGGUUUUUUCCAGUCCUAUGCAGUUGAAGUAGAUAUAAAGGAUGCUUCUAAUGCUACAUGCCUGUAUGCAAAUUGGAUGAUGAGGUUCUUGAUAACAUAUGAAUCAAACAAUGGUGAUUAUAAAACCACAACCCUGAAUUUGUCAUCCAGUGCGACACACAAUGGAAGCGUCUGUGGCAAUGACACACAGGCUGCCCUUGUGGCAGUGCAGUUUGGAGAAGGUCAUUCUUGGAGCAUUAACAUCACAAAAAACAACGAAACUUACCAGGGAGACUUCAUGACACUGACCUACAACACCAAUGACACAGCUGUAUUUCCUGAUGCUAAGAGAAAAGGACCAGUUACUAUUUUUAUAAAGGAUCCUGCAGGUCCAGUUCAGCUGAACACUGUCUUCGUGUGUCACAAUUCCUUCGAUAUUGAAGCAGAAAAUAUUACACAGAUUUUCUGGAAUGUUACCCUGCAGGCUUUUGUUCAGAAUGGCACAGUCAGUAAAAAAGAGACUAGAUGUCCUGCUGAUAGACCUACUUCUGCACCUACUGUUCCACCUACUAGUGCCAAUGCAACUACUGCACCUACCACUGCUGCACCUCCUGCUCCAACUCCUCCCAAGCCUGUGGAGAAUCCAGACACAGGAAACUAUUCUCUUAAAAGUGGAAAUAAAACGUGUUUCCUGGCAACUGUGGGGCUGCAACUGAAUGUUUCUCAAGACAAGCCUCUUCUGAUCAACAUCAAUCCAAAGACAACUGUCGCAGAUGGUGCCUGUGGUAACACAACAGCCACUCUGAAAUUGAAUGAUGGAAAUAGCACACUGAUUGGUUUCACAUUUGCUGUUAAAAAUGCGAGUGCAAGUGUACAGAAAUUUUAUCUGAGGGAGGUGAAUGUUACUCUGCUCAACCGUCUGAAUGGUUCUGUCAUUUCAAGUGCAGAUAACAACAACUUAAGCAAGUGGGAUGCUUUCCUUGGUAGCUCUUACAUGUGCCGAAAAGAGCAGACCCUUCAGAUUAAUGAAAAUGUUCAAGUACAUACUUUUAAUCUUUGGAUUCAGCCAUUCCUUGUGGAGGCAAAUAAGUUUGCUACAGCCCAGGAGUGUUCGCUGGAUGAUGACAGCAUCCUAAUCCCAAUUGUAGUUGGUGCUGCACUUGCUGUCUUGAUUGCCAUUAUAGUGGUUGCUUACAUAAUUGGCAGAAGAAAAAGCUAUGCUGGAUAUCAAACUUUGUGAAUCUAAGUGUGAUUCCUGUUAUGAUUUCACUCUAAACAAAGCAAGUGCAAGUUCUGAAGUCCAAAAAAGACCCAAAACUUAGGAGUAAUUACUAGCCACAGCUAAUUGGAGUUGAGAAUAAAGGGAGAAUGUUUAUCUCAGAUGAAGCAGAAUUACACUUUGUUUUCCUGCCCUAAGAAGACCAUGUGGGUUUCAUAGCUGUUUUGAAGAUGUCAAAUCCUGGAUGAAUUGCUAGGCUAAGGAUUUUAUCUUGCAAAAGUCCUAAAGCAUUUAGGAUUUAUUUCUGCUUUUUACAAAUACUAGCCUGAAACAAUAACACGUUCUGAAACUGAUGUGCGUUGGGCAUCUCCCAGAUUAGCAUAGAAUUUGUACUUGCUUCUCUCCUCUGCGUUCCUUAGUUGUUGUUGUAAUUGUGGGUUAAGCUGGCAGCAUUAGUCACUCUGUUGACUUGUACAGUAUUUAACAAGGAUUGUCUAAUGCCCAAUAGCAACUUCGUUUUCCAUAGGAUUGAACUUCAGGCUGGUGAUUAAGUGAUCUCUGGAAGUGGCAGCAGUAACUUACUUGCCUUUGUUAGGAUUUCAGUAAUUUACUCCUGCCUUGGUGUGAUUUCAGGAAUCAUUCCUAUACCGUGGCUGUACAAACAAAAUGGGUAAUUUGCCAAAUGGUGAAUAUAUGGGAAGACUUCAGUGCCAUUUCCAGAUGCUUUCAAAAAAAAACCUGUUAGGCACUGAAUUCUUUACUAUACCUUGGUAAUCAUCUAAAAUACUCACCUAAGGCAGACUUCUGCUAAAUUAAUGCAAGCUUUUUUUUGCUGGCAUCAGUUUAAAGGGAAUAACCUUUCUAAAUAUUCCAGAACUUUAAAGUGCACUUAACUUCAUACCAUACUCUGCACAGAACUGGUCUGUCUUGUUGCUUUGAAUGACCUUGUUUAAAGAUGCUUUCAUUUAAUGAGCCAGUAUCUGUUGUUGCAGCUUGAGCUGUUUUUAAAUCUUCAUCUUGAAUGGUUCUCUGCCAGUCAAAGUUCACCUUGUAACUGCCCGCCAUUGGCACUCUGAAUGUUGAAUGUUUGUGUUGGGUUGUUUGCGGUGUAGCAUUUAUUGAUGUUAAGAAUGCAAAAGCCAAACAAGAGAUGGACCCACAACACCUGUUUUUCCUUGCUGUAUGAAAAGAAUAAGUAGGUUAAAAAAGUGCAGUGCAACUGGACUGUUCUUUAACUGCAGCUCUGUAGAGACUAACCCUUGAUGCACAACUUUGCUCUGGGCUCUUUGUGCAUAUUCUUACUGCAUGGGAAAAAAAAAAAAAAAGUCUUUUAGACUUUUAGAUAAUUGUGGCUUUUUUGCAUAUGUCAUAACAUGAGCUGCCUAAGCUAGUUAUUUAAUGAACAUAACAUUGUCUCCCCAUUUAGAAUGAGUUUAGCCUGCAUCAAAGCUUCUCUAGUGUUUUAUUAGUGUUCUCUAGGGUUGUAGAGAUGUCUGUGGCAUGUUUGUAUACAAAUCAUAAAAUACACUUCUUUCAGUAAUGGUUUGGUUUGGUUUUUUCUUUUGUAAAGACAGUUUACUCUUGACACUAGCCAAGGAAGCAUGUAUGGGUGGAUAAUGCUUACUAUAGCGUGUAGUCUACAGCUUGAAUUUUGCAUCAGUUACUGAAAUGCAUUUUAAUGAAAGUGGGGAACUGCUAUAAGUUUAAUCAUGAAACAAGCUUCAAGACAUACCAUUUUAAUUUUAAAAAAUGGAUCUAAUGACUUUCAUAUUAAUAUAUCCUCAAAUGCAGAAGUUCAUAUAGAUUUUUUAGCUUUUUUUUUUUUUUGUGAGUGAUGUUCAGUGGCACCAGUUAAACAUGCAUCUCUGUUAAGGAGUAAUCAUCACACUAUUCUUCUUACCUUGCAAAUUUUUGAACUGUACACAGUUUCCAAGUGAUAAAAUAGAAGAUUCAUGCAAACUUCUUCCUAAAAUCAGCACUAGAAAUACCAUUGCAAAAACCUGUAAGUACAUUGGCUCAGAGUUUUAAGUACUCCUAGACUGAUGUGCAGGUAACUGGUUCAAAAAACAUCAGUUUCACCUGACUUCCUGUUGUUAUAAAACCACUAGUUUUCCUGUAUGUAUUGCUCCAUAGGGAACUGUCAAUCUGUUUAACCUGUGCUCUAAAAAAAUAAAGAUUGUUCUAUUUCUUAAGGAAACUUGUUCACAUUUUUUAACUGAUUUGAAAACAGACGUCUUGUAUUGUCCUUUUUUAAAGAAAAUAAACUCAAUGAGUAAGGUGAACUCUAA
Messenger RNA from Melospiza georgiana, 3598 nucleotides. RefSeq names its product lysosomal associated membrane protein 2 (gene LAMP2). Gene Ontology annotation, cellular component: membrane. The record is from RefSeq and is a predicted model, not a curated record. The transcript has 9 exons. Bases 42 to 1331 code for a protein of 429 amino acids. NCBI's taxonomy places the organism in Eukaryota, Metazoa, Chordata, Aves, Passeriformes, Passerellidae.